This is a messenger RNA of Arthroderma uncinatum, 390 nucleotides long. Its product is annotated as guanyl-specific ribonuclease F1. Lineage: Eukaryota; Fungi; Ascomycota; Eurotiomycetes; Onygenales; Arthrodermataceae. The record is from RefSeq and is a predicted model, not a curated record. The transcript is spliced from 2 exons. Bases 1 to 390 code for a protein of 129 amino acids. Gene Ontology annotation, molecular function: RNA nuclease activity; RNA binding.
AUGAAGUUCCUCUACCUCUUCUCCCUUGUGGCCGUUGCCACCGCUGCCCCAGCUACUCUGCAGGCCAGAGGUGCCACGACCUGUGGCAGCACCUACUACUCUUCCAGCCAAGUGACCGCUGCUAGCAAUGCUGCUUGCGGCUACGUCCAAAAUGGCGGCACCGCCGGCGGCUCUACCUACCCCCACGUCUACCACAACUACGAGGGUUUCUACUUCCAGGGCCUCAGCGGUCCCUUUUAUGAAUUCCCCCUCCGCACUUCUGGCGUCUACACUGGAGGCUCCCCCGGCGCCGACCGUGUCAUCAUCACCGGAAGCUGUCAGCAGGCUGGUCAAAUCACUCACACUGGCGCUAGCGGCAGCGGCUUCGUUGCCUGCUCCGGCACCAGCUAG